GCUGAGCGGUUCGUCAACGGGCCGCCUCUAUCAGCCGCUGCCGCUGCGCAUACCGUGCACUGUGCGGUCUCAGGGCUCCCCAGCCGGGGCAUGCCCCGCCAUGUUCGACCUAAACGGAGGCUGGAACCUGUCGUUUGCCGGGUGCGGGUUCUUGGGGAUUUACCACAUUGGAGUUGCCAGCUGCCUGCUGGAAAAAGCGCCCUACCUCAUCAAGGGGGCCACCAAGCUGUACGGGGCCUCCGCCGGCGCUCUGACCGCCUCGGUGCUCGCCAGCCAGGCAUCCAUAACAAAAUGCUGCGAAGAUGUGAUCGAGGUGGCGAAAGAGGCCAGGAAGAGGAACCUGGGCCCCCUUCACCCCUCCUUCAACCUGGUCAAGGUGAUCAAAUCUGGCCUGAAUCGGGACCUGCCCUCUGACGCACACGUCCUGGCCUCGGGCCGGCUGUGCGUUUCGCUGACCAGAGUGUCCGAUGGGGAGAAUGUGCUGGUGUCAGAGUUUGGCACCAAAGAGGAACUCAUUCAGGCGCUGAUCUGUAGCUGUUUCAUUCCCAUCUACUGCGGGCUGAUUCCUCCAUCCUUCAGAGGAGUGCGUUACGUGGAUGGCGGGAUCAGUGACAACCUACCGCAGUCCGAGCUAAAGAACACCAUCACCAUCUCGCCCUUCUCUGGCGAGAGCGACAUCUGUCCCCGCGACAACUCCACCAGCUUCCAUGAGCUGCGCUUUACCAACACCAGCAUCCAGAUGAACCUGGGAAACAUGUACCGCCUCAGCAGGGCCCUGUUUCCGCCAGAACCUAAGGUGCUGGCUGAGAUGUGUCAGAGCGGUUAUAAGGAUGCUCUACGCUUCCUUGAAGAGAACAACCUGCUGAUGCUGGAGCGUCCAACUGCUGGCCUCACCCUGCCGGAGAGCCAGCCCAACUGCUGCUGCAAUCACACGGAAACCACCAGAGAGUGGGUGCUCCGCAGGCUCCGCCUGCUGCGUAAACAGCACUGGUGGCUGGACGAGCAGAUCGCUCUGCCUACGCCCAUCAAGAAAGUGUUCUGCGAGGCCUGCCAAGACAAACCUGGCCUGUAUGCCAAGGUGUCCGAGAUGUUGCCAAUGAGAGUGGCCUCCUACAUGCUCAUGCCAUACACACUUCCUGUGCAAUCCGCCUACUCAGUGGCCCAAAGGCUUGUAGAGUGGAUCCCAGAGGUGCCAGCUGAUGUGAGCUGGCUGUUUGGGGUGGCAGGUGACGUGUACCGACAGGCCUGGAAAGGAGCACCACCCAACUCCAUGAGUGAGCCAUGCCUGAGGAAAUGCUUGACCGCGCCACCUCUACCUACGGAGUGUGACAGACCCGUGCAGAGAGACCACCUGCCCGCUCUUUCCUCCCUGGACCUCCACGGCAGCCACUGGGAGAUCCCCAAAUCUACCUCCUCUUCCUCAUCCUCCUCAUCCUCCCACCAGCAUUCUCACAUAGCCCCGUCUUCCCCGCAACAAGUCUGCUUCUUCGUUGGCUUGCAGGAGGAACCUCACAGCGGCACACAGCAGUAGAAUGAUGCACUGUAACAAUGAUGGGGUCAAAUUUCCACUCUGUGUUUGAGGCUGAUGGAUCAGUGGGUGGUUAAUAAUGGGAACAACGAGCAAUGGUGCAUAAAUGUUUUUAGGAAAUAGACAUUUGACUCUGAACACUCCAUACAGCACCGAGUGUAUGAUAUUUUAACAAGGGCUCUGGAGGACAGCGUCACAACUAACUCAGGAUCAUGGAUGUGUUUUAUGACCUGUUUUAAUGUACAGCACAGAAAUGUGUCUAAUUUUACUAACUAACUACAACUCUACCUACCUGUUAAUUAUAAAUAUACUUAAAAGUAGCAUUUAUUCCUUAUUCCAAUACAGUUAGUUGAAUCAAGAGUCCUUUGUCUCUCCACAAGUGGCUCUCUAUCUGUCUUUUUGUCCUUUUAAUCAUGUCUGUUGAUUUUUACUCUUACUCAUGUUGCAACUUCUGGCAGCCAUAUUGGAGGUCUGCCAGCCAAAUUUUUUCACAUACUUAAGGCCUUUUGCACAACGGGGACAUGAUGAAUAAAAAGUGGGAAAAUGCAAAAUACUGCAAAUGUCUUGCAUUAAAACUAUUCAUCCGAUUCGACUGUGACAGUUAUCAUCACGAAAAUAAAAUGCUAAAUCUACACACGCUUACUGUCAGGAUAUAGUGAAAGAGAAUAUUACAAAAAAUCUCUCUAUAAAAGUUACGUCCAGUAGCUUUAUUCUCGCCAGAAAGGGAAGUAAUAUUUCUCCAUUAAUCUGACCAGUUUUGUUUUUGUUUUGAGUAUUGCUACAAGCUGGAGCUCUGCCCUCUGCCCUGCUAAUUACUUUCGUGAGAAGAUUGUUGUAGCUAAUGGAAAUGACAAAAAACCCCAAAAUAGCUAUAAACUAAAGUGUCCUUUAACUGAAAUUAUGUCUAGAUAGUAGAACUCUAUAUAUUAGAAGAAAUCUACCCAAAAAGACUUUACCCACUGAUCACUCACAUGACUAACUAGUUGCAGUGUACUUGCAAGUAAAUGAAGCCUUGCUUGUAUGUGUAAAGCCAGCGACCAACCUCUGUGAUGAUGUGAGGCAGCUGCUGGGAGAUUCUCUGAAACAACUGCAAGGCUGUAGAGGUCAUUUUUGUGACUCAGUUUGCCAAAAUGAAACACUGUUGAUGACUGUGCUGAUGAAAAGAGUACAACCAGUGAUACUGUAAUAUCAGUGUCACCUGAGUUAAUGGUCUGACCUUCAACUUAUAAAUCUGUUUUAUGUCUCCUAUCACUUGAAUGUAAAGUUAUGUUAAUGCAACUGUGAUACUCUCUUAAGAUUAAAUGUUUUUAAAUUGG
Morone saxatilis (striped sea-bass) is the source of this 2844-nucleotide messenger RNA. RefSeq names its product patatin-like phospholipase domain containing 3 (gene pnpla3). Gene Ontology annotation, molecular function: triacylglycerol lipase activity. Gene Ontology annotation, cellular component: cytoplasm; lipid droplet; membrane. The record is from RefSeq and is a predicted model, not a curated record. The transcript has 9 exons. The coding region runs from base 101 to 1531 and encodes 476 amino acids. Gene Ontology annotation, biological process: positive regulation of triglyceride catabolic process; triglyceride catabolic process; lipid homeostasis. Lineage: Eukaryota; Metazoa; Chordata; Actinopteri; Moronidae.